ACGCACACACUGCGCGCGUUGUAUUAUGCACCGCACGUCCUGUUAUCUUUAUUCGAGAAAAUAAUAAUACUAUACAUAUGUGUAUAGGUAUAGGUAAUGUAAUAUAAUAUAUUAUAUCUAUCAUAUCUAUCACUCUAUGUUGCUACGUACAUUACAAUAUUAUUUUGUUUCCUUUUUAUAAAUUGGUUUUCUUCCCCGUGCCGUUUAAUGACGCUGGCGUGUCAAUGUUUAUUGUGCGUUAUUAAAAGCGACGAGAAUCUAAAACAAAAUCGCCUACUUUAGUAUAACAUAUAAAUCAUUUAUUGUUAUUAUUGUUAUUGUUAUCGCGCGCGGUCAUGCGUUCGGUUUGUCGUGCGCGGAUUAUUCGGUGAAAACGUCUUCGGUCGCCCGUUAUCGUUUCGUCCGCGGUCGUCGCGAUAUCCGUCUGUUUUGUUUCCGCGUCGUCGACGUGAUAGUAUUAUAAUAUAUCGUACUGCCGUGUCGACGGUGUUCUCUUCUCGUUGGUGGUAAUUAUUGUUCGAGUGCUUUCGUUCACCUUAUUGUUUUUACAACAUACUAAUAAUAUCGGCGUACUAGUACGGUACUAUUCGAUCAUAGUACCUAUUGGGUGUGAGUUUCUGCGAGCGCGCGUGAUCCUGCGGCGGUGGACUUUGAACCGCCGGACGCCGCAGAUGACCACCGUCGUUUGCAUAAAAGUGGCCGUAACGUCCGGUUGUCGUCGUCGUAGUCGCAGCAACACCGGCCGCCAGACCGCCGAUGCCGCCGCCGCCGUAGUCAUGUCGUAGUCGUGCCGCGCCGUAUCCCUCGUCCAGACGUGUUUCUGAGUGACGCCUUUUGCCGGGACGAUGAAGUGAUAAACGCCUUCAAAUGGCGUCUUCGUCCAAGCAAAACUCAAAAUCGAAUCGGCCGCCCAACGGCGGUUCCCUAAAACAACAUCAGCAGAAGGAUGUCCCAGGUCCACCGAGCUCUUCCUUGUACUGCAACUGUGGCGGCGGAAAUUACCUGGGCAACAUACGAACGAUCUCUAUAUACGAAUGCCAUAGAUCAUUGGAAUGCCUCAAAACUCAAACAAAUACACUGAUGGUAUUUUUAUCGCAAACUUACUAUAAUAAGUUGAAGGCAUUUGAAUGUUUGACUAGAGAUAAGUCGAAAAAGUAUGAAAAUAAAGUACUGGAACUAAUAUCUAUAUGGGAGAAUUGCCGCAAUAUAUUUUUAGAUGAUCCCUGUGUUGGUACUGAUGCUUUUAUGCAGCAUGCUACUUGUGAAUCGGCAUUAUUGUUAUUCGAACCAAAAUGGGAAGAUGUCUACACUAAAACAAAGAAAAACUUCAUUGUUGUUUUGAAUAAAAUUUUGCUUAAAUUACAAACUAUGAAAUACUGCCAGGAUGCAACAAAAAAUUGUCAGUGGCUGAUGUCUUCUAUUAAUGAUCCUUGGACAAACUACCAUUUUCAAAGAUUACUUUGCCUUGAUUCAUUGGAACCUGAUGAAAUGGGACGUUAUCUAAAUUUUGAAAACAUCAAAUUGUUUGCUCUACGGGUGAGGCUGCUUUGUGAGUCAAAGUGUGAAAAAGAAGCUUUGAAACUAUCGUCACUGGCAAUGCAGUUCUACAACCGUCAAACUAUAAGCAAAUUUUAUAGCGGACUAAACGAUAUAGAACUUAUUAGAGAUAUUUAUUUUGCAUGUCUUCAUCGUUUGAACAAAAAGGAAGAACUCGUUAAUCAGUUAAAAAAAUUCACUCCUAAGGAGGAUGGAAAAAACCUUAUGGAUAGAUGUACCAAAAAGAUUAAAUACUUUGCAUUUAAGAAAGAGGCCCAACCGAGAAUUUGCCAACAUAUGGUUUAUGUUUGCGAAAUGGCUGCAUGCAUUUUGGUUGCAAAGUCUCUAGCUAAUAUUGAUUAUUUGGAUGACUUCACUUGUCUUGUAAAUAAUUGGAGUACUAUAUUCAUUACACUGAUGAGGUCAGACUUGAAAACUGAAUUAAACGAUAUAUCAUUAUGCAAUGUAAUUCGUUACUUUAUCAAAUUGGCUCCAACAGCAAAUCACAUAUACAUAUUAUGUGAUAUACUUAAAAACAAAUUCGGUUCGAUGUUACCCCAAGCACUCUACAUAGAAAUGCACGUUAAAGCGUUAGCUACAAAUAUAAACGAAAAAGAAAAGUACAAACAGUUAAACGAAAAGGAAAAAGCGUUAGAAUCCCUGAAAAGUCUAGUCCAAGGUUAUUUGAAGUUGGCUAAUUUGCUUGAAAACGACUUGAGUUUAUGCUGUGAAUGUGUGUUAACGGCAUACUCAUUGAUGCCUUCGAAUGAUCUUCUGGCCAGAAUCGAAUAUUUGGCCGUUCAAAGUGGUAAAUGGUUCCCAGAACAUCCAACUAAUGUUCCUGAAAAUUCCUGUGAUAAAAACUCAAAGACGUCGAGAGUGAAUCCUAAAGGAGUCAAUCGUAAUACGUUUGAUGUUGUAAAUUCUAAAUCUAAAAAGUCUGAAGAACCCAAGUCGGUUAAGUGUGCCAUUAAAAAGAACAAUUCAAAACUGUCUAAGAGAGUUAAAAAACCUCCACUUAUAUUGUCACAACAUUUACACAGCGAUUUAAUAGCAGUCAUAAACAAUCCGCGUUAUGAACCGUUCAAAUGGAAGUUAAAAUGGCCUGAGUUAAAGGCUAUGUGCAAACAAUAUUUAGAAGACUUGGAUCUUGUGUUGCUGCGUAACACUCAAUAUCCUAAGUUAAAUUUUUUAAAGUUUGAAUACGAUGACUUCCAUGUGCCAAAAUUGGAGAACUUACCUGACAACAUCGACGUCAAACAAAUCUUAUACUAUGACACAGAAUAUUUGAGCGACGAUGACACGGAAUCAAUUGAAUCGAAUAACUCAUCGUUGGAUUUCUACGUGGACAUUGAUAUUAAUGAACCUUUGGACAUUGUGACACGAAAUAGACGGUCAUUGCAAACUUUGAAAAACAAUUAUGAAGAAAAUGACAAAUCUGCUGUCAGCUCUCUGUUAAAGAACAACGAAUCACCAGAUUUCCAAAGCCGAUUAUCUGAUUACAAGUGUGAUAAUUCCGUUGACUCCAUUUUGAAAGAGGAGAUAAAAAUUAAUGCAAAAAAACUGGCUGGCAAACCCAAACUUCCACCUCCAAAAAGCAAAGUGAAAAGAAAAAUUACCAAAAGUAUUGAUGAUUUAUGGUGCCCGAGGAAAGCGAAUAGGAAGAAUAGGAACAAAAAUUCUUUGAUAAGAAAAGUGCCCCAGAAUCGUAAAACUACGUCAAGAAAAAGCAGUGACAAAAACAUUGACAGUAAAUUCAAAGACUCACAGAAUAACAAUGACAUCGUUGACAAACAUUCCAAAAAGAAGCAUUUAAAUCGCAUGCUAUCAGAUAGAUUGCCUCAUUUAAACUCGUUAGAUUACCUUGUACCAGGAAAUACAAAUCACAUAGUCAAUGUUGUUCAGAUACAAGCCACUGCCAACAGUCUGACCAACGUAUCACAAUCUCCACAAACGGUACCUAUUUCCAACCACUGUUCAACAAACAGUGACACAGAAAAAACAAUCAGCAACAGCAACCAAACCAAGUGUACUCGUUCGCUAAACAAUUUUGUUUCUGUAUGCCAGUCUAUAAAAUCUCAACCGAACAAGGAGAAGAAUUAUCAAGGAGAAUGUAGUUUUACUGGUAGUAUGACGGUGAGCAAUUCGGCCACUCAACACGAAAUCAAUCAACCGGAUAAGAUUUGCCGUGAUGUGCCAAUUCAAAAUGUAAAUUCGGGAACUAUUUGUUGGGAAGACCUUCAGCUGCAUCAACCCAAUGAUCCAUCCAUGAACAUAAGUAACACUGUUAACCUUUCGUCAUCUUCAAACGUUAUAGUUCGAACUUCGGACGUGACAUUGCCAAUUUUUUCCACCCAUACCACUGGUCAACAAAUACAUACCACCGACUCCAGUGGUAAAAAAACAAUUUAUUGUAUCAAAGCAGGCAACCAAUAUGUCGACUUGGCUUUAGCUACGGAAAACAAGUCUCUAUCGGUCAACAGUAAUAAUUACUCGAUAAAUGUGCCAGUCGAAAUGGUCCCUACAACAACACAAACAACAGCGGCAUCUCUGUACACCAUGUCUGCUCAACCACACGUUUCUGUACGAACAUCAAUUUCAUCUCCUAUGCUGCGUAGCCUAGUGAAUGCACGUUGUCAUCCAACAACUAUUGCUAUGUCAUCGGGUAAUAAUACCCAAGCGUACACAUAUGUGUCGUCAUCAAAUUUAAACUCUCCUGGUACGUCCAAGACCAGUGAACCGAUAGUCUUGUCUUCGAUCAUUAACAAAGCUGCUGGUACUUCAGGAAUCAUAACAUCAACACCAGCAUCUGUGUAUGGAAAACAAACUAAGUCAAACACAUCUAUUGCUAUGGCAGCAGCAGAAAGCGAGAGAGCAUUCAAUGCUGCCAUCUCUAGUAUGCAGACCAUUAAUCCGACAGUAUCCAGUCCUAACACUUCGGUAAUUUCAUUGAUGAUUGCAGGAUCAACUCCAAAUCAAAUUUUAAAAAGUAACAACUCGUUGUAUGUAGUCGCAGCACAAAACCCAGGGAUCGCCACACAGCAACGUUCCAGCUUUAUUGCACAACAUUGUGACAAAACGCUGACACCUCAAAUUCUUAGGCUUCAAGACGAACAGAAAAAGAAUGACAAUUUGAAACUAGUGAGCCAAACUUUUACAGCCACUUCUGAGGCGAUACAAUUUGUCACAAGUAAUACCGAGAGGCUGUUACAGUGCAUCGAAAAGAACAGUAAUCCUUCGAACCUGACUGAUUUAUUGCCAAACCCCUCGGAGGGUUCAUCAAACAUUAUUCAUCCUGGCGAAAACAAAAAGUCUGCUACCACUAAACGCGGCACUUUGAAAACAUACGAAAGUAAAACCAAAGCACUGAAGGAAGCUAAUAUAUCUGAUAUGUUUGUGUUUGAAAAAGGAACACUUUACGCAGUCCAAGAUGAAAGUGUUGGGCAAUUAAACAGCUCAAAGUCACAGACAGUCGCUUCAACUAAACCAAGUGUUUCAAAUAAAAUGGCUCAGAACAAACGUCAAAGAGAAACAAUUGAAAAACCAAAAAUUUCGCCAAAUGCGUCACCAAAUGUUACAAUUACUGGUUCUAUGCUUCCAAGAUUCCAACAAGCAUUUGGCAAAGCAAAGUUUAGUCACAACUCUGCCGUUAUCAAUGAUAAUAAGUUCAGUAACACUUCUGUUAUUAUUAAUGAUAAGUUUAGUCACAGCACGUCCAACAUUAACGACGACAACAAGUUCAGUAAUAGUGCUGCUGUUAUUAGCGACAACAAGCUUAGUCACAGUGCAGCUGUUGUCAAAAAUAACAAGUUCAGUCACAGCGCUGCUAUUGUUAAUGAUAACAAGUUCAGUCCCAGCGCUGCCCUUAUCAAUGAUAACAAGUUCAGUCACAGUGCAGCUGUUGUCAACGAUAACAAGUUCAGUCACAGCCCAGCCAUUGUCAACGAUAACAAGUUCAGCCACAAUUCAGCCGCUGUCGGUGAUAAUUCAACAUUAUCUUCUACUAAUCUCCAGAAUAGCCUGUCUUUGAGUCCAGGGUUGAUUGUGAAUAAAACUCCAUUGCCAGUCGCUCGGGUAUAUUCAACGUCAAAAGGAGUACAAACAAACACGGAUUCUGAGCCAUGUAUCAUUAGCAACAUAACACCGCUGAAUUCAGUAGCUAACAAAACCCAACGUGUUUCUGUUACAACGAAUCAAAAUAACAUUUUGUCGAUUGGUGGCCACAACAAAAGUAACGUCAUAAUGACUUGCAAAACGUCUUUGCCCAUGAAAAGUAUUGCUCAGCAGUUGUCGUCGUCCAGUCAUCAACAUCACAGUGGAAAUAUCAUUGAUUCUAAUAACAUUAAAAAAGAAAACGUAAUCACAUCCGUCGCAAAAGUUAUUACGCCGUUUGCCACGACCAUCAGUAAUUCAUCGGCAGGAACCUCUACUCCAAAUGUUGUCUACACCAUCCCCAUACAAACGGCCAGCGACUUGAAAACUGGUCGAAGCGUAAUAAGUUCCAUGCAAGGGUUGGCUCACGUGCAGAGACAGUUAAAAGUGUCGCCAUCAAUAAUCCAAUCAGUGUUGCGGAAACAUCCAAAUCUACAGCAGAGUUUUAUCCGUCAUGGAAAACAAAAUAUUGAAGUGCAGGCUACGUCGACCGGCGAAAGACUGGUUCCAAUGAGCGUUUCAAAUCUGUUGAAAACUGCCAUUGAAACAUCAAAUGCUGAAAGUAAAGUGGCCGUAAAUUCCAGCAAAAGCAACGUUACCGAAGAAACGAUGGAACAAGUUCGGGAAUUUGAAUCUGUGUUGGAAGAAGUGCGCAAGAAGUCACUGAUGAACGAGAUGUGCACCAGUGGCAACAUGUUAACACAGAUAAACCACGAUCUACUGCAUUCCCCCUCGGAAAAUGUGGAUUUGAUAACAACCGAAAACAGUCAGACCCCAAUGUUCUCGUUAAACAAAAACACGUUUUCGUUUCUCAAUCAAACUAUAGCCAACCAAACCAUGAUAAAAGAAGAAGACUCAGCUGACACCAACAAUUGCGGCGGUGACAGACUUCAAAAAACAACGCCAAUAAUUGUGCGUAGCGUUACUCCAACAUCUUCAACGUCUUCGGCAGCUGUAUCUCCGUCAUCAAGCAGUAGCACCAACAACACCACCCCAAAACCAGUUGACAGGCUCACGCAGUGUUCUAACCCAAUAGCAACCAUACCAAAGCCACUUCCACCGGUGGCAGUGAUUAAAACACCCAAUGAUUCUCCAACAACUUCGACCGUAAAGAUUCCAGUACUACAAAAACCAAUGCCAAAGCUGCAAGAAGACGAACAAACGACACAGCGGAUUUACGCCAUACUUGACAAGUAUGCGGAACAGUUGCGUAAUUCGCCAGAGCUAAAAAACAAACCUGCGCCUAGACGCAGAACAAAUCCACCUACCAAUCCUAGUCCAAAUGUCAAACGUAAAAAACCCAGUCAGCUAAACUUGAAAACCUCAUCUCAACAAACGUCAUGUUCGUCAUCCGGUAUGGAAAUGAGUCCUACUUCUGACAUGCAAGCGAUCGACAGCGAAGACAGCUCAAACGCCGUUAGUCAGUUUUCACACAUUAUGGGUUCGCCUUCGAGGCAUUCGGAUGAACAGAAUAUGCCGACUGUUAUCACUGAAACGCCGACUACAGAAAAUAAUCCAGUAGUGAACUUAAUUGGUGAUGCAUCUGAGAAACAAGAAAUCAAAGUUGAAAGUGAUGUAAAACCGACAGUUGUGGCUCAAGCUAAUCAAAUUGUAGUCAAUGCUGGAUCCUCAGGACCAUUUUUAUCCUUACCAGAAGGUAGUACGGGGAACGUAAGAUUACUUGUUGCGUCUAGUAAAACAUCAAAAAUGUACCAGUUGCAUUGCCCUGUCGGUGCCCAUGGCGGCCCUGUUAUCUUCCAACAAAUCACAGCGAAAGACCCAAAAUCUACCGACCUAAAAAUUACAGCUGCCAAUAUAUUGGGACAAAAUCUAAGCGAAUCCAGUUUGCUAUCAGCCUUGACUAACAAUACCAUACAAAGUAGUACUACUACACCGCUAGGUAAUGAAAUUUUUCUAAAUACAUCUCAGAGUUCUUCUUCUAAGAAAAGUAGUAAAGCUGUAGACAUAAUUUCCACACCGCGAUUAGUGAGAAAUGAGCUUAUUGGUGAUAUUAAGAAACAAAUAAAGCUUCCUGUAACGAAAAAAAGCCAAGGGUCCCAAAGUACGUUUGAUGAUGACAUAGUAAAUGCUCAACAGGGAAAACUAAAAUCUGAACUGAUUGACAGAGUAGCGUUACCAGAAACUCAAAAUUUAGCCACUGAAAAAAUUGAUAUUGUUAAAAAUGAGGAGGUUGAUAUUAGCAAUGAACAACAACGUCCAGUUAAAAAUUCAGACGCUCUUACCACUGGCAAUAAUGACCAAGAAAUGUUUGAAAAAGAAGAUGUGCGUAUGUCAGCAUAUUUUUCGGUCAAAACUCCUAAUACAUGUGCCGCAAACAUUCAAUAUCACAUAGGAAGCUCUGUUGAAGUAAAACCGGAUGUAAGACAAAGUACUCCUGAAAAUCCUUCUACUAAUAUUUUAUUAGAAGAUUGUAAAACUGAAGACAAAUUGACAAUUCAAAAGAAUGACAAGCAGCCAAUCAAAAACGAAGACAAUUCAUUAAAGUUAGAACCUGAGAUUGAUAUCAUUGAUAAUUCUAAAGAAUUGAAGAUUUCCCAAAAAGAAGAAGAAAAUAAGCCAAACAUAGAUCAAAUCAACGCUGCGGCCGCUGCAGAAAUAAUUUCCACUGUUAAAAAAUCGAAUGAUGCCUAUAAGCAAAAUAAUAAAAUUUUACCGAAAGAUGACUGGAAAAAGGAUGAUGAAAAUGAAAAAUGUUUAAACAAUACGGUUUUUGAUAUGUUGCACUGUCAAUCCAUCAGCACAAACACAAAAAUUGGAUCGUUGGCUUUUCGUUUAAAAAAUGAUGCGUCAGCUGAAAACUGGCAUAAAUGUUUAUCAAAAGUAAUACCACCGGGGACAGAAAAAAUGUUAGAAGGUGAAAAUCUGAAACAACUACAAAGUGUAUUCCAGACAGCAAAAAUAAAAACCUAUAAAGAUCUAAAAGUUUUCAUGAUCGAACAAUGUAAAAAAAUUGACAAUAAUGUGGCAUCGGCUUUAAAAGAGUAUAAUCUGUACGAUGACAUUGAAGAUUUAGGUGUCGAUAAACCUAGUACGAGCGAAUUGUUUCCCGAUGUCGCUAUAUUGAAUGAUUUCGACAAAUCAGUGAGUCCAACCCAUAAUUUGUCACAAGGAAGUACAUCCAAACUGAACGACUCUAGUACUUUACAAGGUAAACGAAAGUCUGUUUUGUCGCAUACAACCAAUACAUUAGACAACGAACAACCGACGAGCAGUGGAAGUAAAAAGAACAGGCAAAGAGUGAGUUUUCUCAAACAAGCUCUAAUUAACGAAAUGAAUCAGGAUUCCAGUGAUUACGAGCACAAACUGUUAUUUGUGAAUGGUAACAAUAAAACCAGUUUAGUCGUAUCUAAUCAAAAUGAUUUGUGCCCUGAAUCGCCUUCCAACAUCAUGAUAGCGGAUUCUGAGACCUGUAUGUCGGAAGAUAGUACAUCGACAAUGAGCAGUGGCACUCCCCAUUACAACUUCCGUCGAAGUAAACGUAAAAAUGUCGAACAAGAUGGUUUUAUUGAAUCCCAAGUCAUUAAACGUAUGUACCGAGGUCGUGUAACAGAAGACGAAGACGAACCCACCGCCAAAAAUGAACCUCAGAAAAACGAUGAGCCGUCUAAAACACAGUCGUCCGGACAAAAGUCAACACCUCAGAAAAAACCAAAUAAUAACAACAGGCGAUUAUCGAGUCGACUUAGGAACAGCAAUACUACAAAGAAGAAGAAAUCGCCUAGUAAAUCUCCACAACGUGAAAAGAGCCCACCCCAAAAGCCGGUGACAACAACUCGGACUUCUCUUAGAAGAGUAUCAAGGAGAACAAUUUAAUUUGUUAACGCGCUACCUUACUUGUCUAUCAUUUCUUAAAUAUUUUACGUUAAGUUACCAUUGCCUCAGUUGGAGGCGUAUAUUUGUUAUCUAGCACAAAUGUUUUAAAAACAGUUAACUCUAAAACUGUUGUUUACUAACAAUUAUGAUAAUAUUAUGUACUAUAUAUGUAUAGACAAUUUAAAUCAAAAUUUGAUUGACACAAAGUAUUGCCAUUAUUUACGCUUAUAUAAAGGGUUGUGGUUUUUUGUGCAAACUUUGUGUACAUCGCAAAUGUGCACCAUGUACAAGACAUUGUGCAAUAUAAGUCAUUAUUUAUAAUUAUUUUCGAUAAAUAAAAUUUGAAUAGGAACCUUAAUAAUGUUAUAAACCAAAUGAGUAUACAUAAAUAUAACUGAACGUAAAUUUGGUAAAAUUAAAUUUUAUAUUAAAUCUUCCAUGUUUGUAACAGAUAAAAAAUCUAAUGUGUAAUUGGAAAAUAAUAGUAAUAAUCUUCUUGAUGUUCUUUUAAAGUAAACAUGUUUACCUUCAAUUUUUUUCUUUUUAAUAAAGUCUUAUAUAGUUAAAUAGGUCUGUUUUGUGUGUUUUUUUUUUUAAUUUUGAAAUGUAAAUUGUACAUUGUACCAUGAGUACAUCAAUGCAAUAGAUGAUAAUAUUACCAUUAGGCACAUAACGUGUUUUUUUUUUUAAAUUUCAAUAUGUUCAAUUUGAAUUAAUUGAUUUAAUAUACUGUUGACCUUGUAACACGAAUAACUGUUAAAGCAAAAUUCAAUUUCCAAUUUAAUGGAUAAUCAGUUGUUUAAAAGCUAUCAAGGCAUUUACAAACAUUGAAAAUAAUAACGUAAUCCAAGAAAACAGUCGUUUCUUAAACUAUUACUCUUAAAGUAUAUAUUCAGUGCUAAGUUUAAAAAAAAUGUUUUCCUCUUGUAUAUGUUUCAGAAAUAAGAAUUUUGAAAAUUUAGACAAAUUUACUCAACUAAAUAUUUUUAAUAAGUGAUUUGACUCUAAACCUAACUAAUAUUCAAAUCCGUAUAAAACAUUUUGUAUGUAUAUCUCACAUAUGCAACAGACAAAUACGAUACAUUUCCCUAGAAAACCGCUUAUAUGUUACUAUUUAAUAUAAAAUUUGAUUUUCAUUUUUCUUUUAGAUUAAAUGCUAGUUUAACUACAACAUGGUUAUAAAACUAAGAGUGGCGAAAUGUUGCAAUUCGCCAGUUUUUUUUCAACUCAUAAUUUUAGUUACAUUUGUUUGACUUCUUAGUAGAAACAAAGAUAGGAUAUAAAUAAGGUUUGUUUUUUUUUUUUUUUGUUAAGAAAUGUAUGUUGAAAAAUAAAAUAUAACUAGAAUAGUUGAUAAGUUAGAGAUAAAAAACUAGGCUUAAAUUUCAAGUCAUUAAUUAGUAGUGUAUUGUAAUACUAUAUAAAUGUAAAUAUUUUUAUUUUAAUGCAAAUUGUACAAUUAUUGUAUAAAUUACUUAUUACAAGUAC
Molecule: messenger RNA, 11010 nt
Organism: Adelges cooleyi (spruce gall adelgid)
Lineage: Eukaryota; Metazoa; Arthropoda; Insecta; Hemiptera; Adelgidae
Product: myb-like protein U
Exons: 8
Coding region: 868-9522 (2884 amino acids)
Source: RefSeq, a predicted model, not a curated record